AUGCAGCUUGUGCCACUGCUGGCCCUGGGUGCAUGGCUCUGGCCCACAGUGCUUGCCCUGUCUGACAAUAGCUCGACACUGUGGGGCACAUAUCGACCGCAGCUGUACUUCGGUAUGCGGCCACGAGAGCCUGAUUCUUUGCUCACGGGCCUAGCAUGGUUUUCCACAGCUGAUUUUGCAUAUGCAAAUUCGAUGCGGCAUAGCGCCUCGGACAACAAUGGUAUUGACUAUUUUAAGUGGACGUACCAUGAUGGCCGUCAUUUCGGCGAACAGGACAUUGUGGAUCGCCUACACAACUACAAGAUCACGACCAGCUUCGUCAAGUCAGGGCACCUCGAAGGGCAGCCAGGGCACUGGGCCUUGCGUGUCCAGGGCACUGUACUAGAUGAGUCGCGCCCCGCAGAGCUUACCAGCUUUUUCUAUGUGGGCAGCGAGUCGCGAUCUGAGUCGCUUGAAGUGGAUAGCGAGGGUCGCGUGGCCGGUCCACAUCUGGGCGGCUUCUCGCUGCGCACCGAAGAGCCUGCUACCAACCAGGCUGUCAAGAACGUGCCAAUCACCUCCUUUUCGGCUCGCACCAUCAAUCCGUCGCAUGUGUGGCGCGGUUCUGACCAUAUUGUGGAGGAUCUCCGCUUGAGGUUGCAGGCCUUCAUGGAAGCGAAGCAGCAACUUCCUCGCCCUGCCGAAGCAGUGCAGCUCUCGAAUCGGACUGACGCUCAUCCUACAAUGUAUGUACUACAGAAAACGUACCAAGGCAACUUUUCGUACGACGUCUUCUUUGACAGCCAUGUCUCGCCAGCGACGGACAAGCUUCAUUCGGAUACACUCACGUUGGCACUGAUGCGUCACAAAGAGGCGUACGAUGCUCGUUUUGAACAUUUAUUUGGCCUGUCAUCCUCUUUCACGCCGAAACAUGUCACAUUUGCGCGGGAACUUACUGCUCAAAUCCUUGGCAGCAUCGGCUACUACUUCGGCGAAAGCCUCGUGGACCGUCGUCCCGCUGACGAGGAGGGUUUGGUGCUGCAUGAUAUGGACAAUGCUCAGCCAUUGCCUGAAGGACCUAUGCAACUCUGGACUGCGACGCCCAGUCGCUCGUUUUUCCCGCGCGGGUUUUACUGGGACGAAGGCUUCCACUUGCUGCACAUUAGUGCCUGGGACCCUACGUUGGCCAUGUCGCUGUUUGAGUCAUGGACGCAACUUAUUGAUGACGAUGGCUGGGUCGCACGUGAGCAAAUUCUGGGUGAGGAAGCACGCAGUCGCGUACCUGGCCCCUUCCAGACACAGUACCCUCUCUACGCGAACCCACCGACGUUGAUUUUUGGCUUGCAAACGUUCUUGGAGAACAUGGAAGAGCAUCUGCAGCGGAUCCAAGAUCAAAUGGGUGGUGUGGACGUCUGGAUGACGAGCACGGAUGCGGAGAUGGAUCAGGACGAAGCCAAGGUCCUGCAAAAGCAUCUUCAGGCGCUAUACGAACCAUGGCAGCGCCACUAUGCCUGGUUCCGACGUACACAGCGAGGCCAGAUUCGUCAGUGGGAUCGUGAUGCGACAUCGCGCCAUGAAGCGUACCGCUGGCGUGGCCGCUCAGCGACGCAUGUCCUAACGAGUGGCUUGGACGAUUACCCACGCGCUUCAGUGCCCCAUGUAGGAGAGCUCCAUGUGGAUCUGCAUUCGUGGAUGGGCUCGUUUGCGCAUGCUAUGAAGCGAUGGGCUCGUUUAAUUGGAUGGGAUGACGAUGCCGAGGAGUACGACGACCAGGCCUCGAGCAUUGAGGCAAACCUGGUUGAUCUGCAUUGGAACCCCGAUGAGCACAUGUUCUGUGACUUGUCGGUAGAUGAGUCCGAUUCGUCGUACUUUGAGUGCCACGCUGGCUAUGUGAGUUUGUUCCCGAUGAUGCUACAGCUCUUGCCGCCUGAUAGCGAGCAACUCGGCAGUACACUGCGUAUGCUUCGCGACAAAAAGGCUCUGUGGUCUGACUAUGGCAUUCGCAGCCUCAGCAUGAGCCACCCACUCUAUGGCACAGACGAAGAUUACUGGCGUGGUGCGAUCUGGGUCCCUGUGAACUAUUUGAUCCUUCGAUCGCUGCACAUGUACCAACAACAGCCUGGGCCCUAUGCGGCAGAGGCAGCGACACUGUACAAAGAUCUUCGAAGCAAUAUUAUCAGCACUGUAUUGAAUGCAUAUGAGAAAACAGGGUAUACGUGGGAGCAAUACGAUGCUUCAACAGGUGAAGGCCGCCGAAAUUAUCCGUUUACUGGAUGGACAUCCCUCGUUGUCCUUAUCAUGGCGGAGAAGUUUUAG
Messenger RNA from Malassezia pachydermatis, 2295 nucleotides. RefSeq names its product glycoside hydrolase. Bases 1 to 2295 code for a protein of 764 amino acids. The transcript has 2 exons. Gene Ontology annotation, biological process: protein N-linked glycosylation; oligosaccharide metabolic process. NCBI's taxonomy places the organism in Eukaryota, Fungi, Basidiomycota, Malasseziomycetes, Malasseziales, Malasseziaceae. Gene Ontology annotation, molecular function: Glc3Man9GlcNAc2 oligosaccharide glucosidase activity. Gene Ontology annotation, cellular component: endoplasmic reticulum membrane. The record is from RefSeq and is a predicted model, not a curated record.